Aethina tumida (small hive beetle) is the source of this 617-nucleotide messenger RNA. RefSeq names its product V-type proton ATPase subunit F (gene Vha14-1). The transcript is spliced from 4 exons. NCBI's taxonomy places the organism in Eukaryota, Metazoa, Arthropoda, Insecta, Coleoptera, Nitidulidae. The coding region runs from base 102 to 473 and encodes 123 amino acids. Gene Ontology annotation, molecular function: proton-transporting ATPase activity, rotational mechanism. The record is from RefSeq and is a predicted model, not a curated record. Gene Ontology annotation, cellular component: membrane; proton-transporting V-type ATPase, V1 domain. Gene Ontology annotation, biological process: proton transmembrane transport.
CUGACUUUGUCAAUUUUUAAGGUUAAUUUUAGUCAGCUGUUUUUGUCAGGUGACUACUUGAUUCCAGUUUUGUUCAAUUGAGGUGGGUUAUUGUGGUAAAAAUGGCUUUACAUUCAGCUGCUAAGGGCAAAUUGAUAUCCGUAAUUGGCGAUGAGGACACCUGUGUUGGUUUUCUCUUGGGUGGAGUUGGAGAAAUUAACAAAAAUCGCCACUCAAACUUCAUGGUUGUGGAUAAAAACACUCCCGUAAUAGAAAUCGAGGAGUGCUUCAAGCGGUUCAUUAAACGUGAUGACAUCGAUAUUAUCCUGAUUAACCAGAACAUUGCUGAAAUUAUUCGUCACGUUAUUGAUGGGCAUAACCAGCCCGUGCCUGCUGUGUUGGAAAUUCCCUCAAAAGAUCAUCCUUAUGAUGCCAGCAAGGAUUCAAUCUUAAGAAGGGCUAAGGGUAUGUUCAACCCUGAUGAAAUGGUCUAAGUAUUCAAUAUCAUGUACAUAAAGUAUUGUUAGGUGUAGUCCGUGUAUCACUGUUGAUUGUAAAUGUAUAUACAUUCCUAUGUUAUGAAAUUGUUAAAUGGAUAAAUAAUAAAGUUCCGUUAAUUCACAAGAAAAUAUCUAAUA